Messenger RNA from Vicia villosa (hairy vetch), 761 nucleotides. Its product is annotated as zinc finger CCCH domain-containing protein 30-like. Lineage: Eukaryota; Viridiplantae; Streptophyta; Magnoliopsida; Fabales; Fabaceae. The transcript has 2 exons. The coding region runs from base 118 to 486 and encodes 122 amino acids. The record is from RefSeq and is a predicted model, not a curated record.
UUGAGUCAGUGAAAUCAUUGUACUUAGUAUUGCAAAGGCCUGUUGGUUCCAUCGAGUUGGGUGAUGUUCUUUUACCUCAAAGUGACGUUUUAGUUUUUCCAAAGGUCUGUUGGUUCCAUGGAGUUGGGUGAUGUUGUAUGUGAACAAAAACGUGCUUUUGAAUCUGAAAUAAAGAUGCUACAAAUGAAAAUGAUGUGUUGUGAGUUGGAGCGGUUAAAGCCAGCGCCGUCUCCUUCUCUAUCUCCAGUUUUGACAAACAAUUCUCAACCAGGAAACCACGCCCUUAAUCACUUAACUGUUGGCAUUGAAUAUUCUUUUGUGAGCUUACUUGACCUUGCUGCUAAUAAGGACGUUGAGGGGUUCAAACGGUUGAUUGAGUUUGAUGCUACGUCGGUUGACGAGAUUGGAUUGUGGUCUGGUCGAAGGAAGGUAUCGAAGCAAAUGUUGAAUGAGCGAAGGACUCCUUUGAUGGUUGCUGCUACUUAGGCUCCACAUUUAGCUAUAAACAUAGUUGUCAUUAUUUUGCAUAUGGUAGUCUAGAAAUAUUUGUUGUCUUUUUCAUCCCAAGUCUAUUUGACUUUUGAGUUGGUUAAUCUAUUACUCAUUGGAUGAAAAACUUUAAUGACAUUCUUUUCAGAUCGACAUCUAAUGUGGCCUUUUUGAGUGUCUGCAAAUGCGUAUGAACACACACGGGAAAACUCUUAAUCUUUAUUUUUAAAUUUGUUGCUUGUGAAAAAAUUUAAAAGUUGAUCAGAAGAUAA